Molecule: messenger RNA, 1971 nt
Organism: Exophiala aquamarina CBS 119918
Lineage: Eukaryota; Fungi; Ascomycota; Eurotiomycetes; Chaetothyriales; Herpotrichiellaceae
Exons: 3
Coding region: 1-1971 (656 amino acids)
Biological process (GO): DNA-templated transcription; regulation of DNA-templated transcription
Cellular component (GO): nucleus
Molecular function (GO): zinc ion binding; DNA-binding transcription factor activity, RNA polymerase II-specific; DNA binding
Source: RefSeq, a predicted model, not a curated record
AUGGCAUCAGUCAACAUACAGCCAGCAAGCCAGCCAAUGCUUUCGCAGCGUCGACCCGUCACUUCCUGUCUGGAGUGCUAUCGUCGAAAACAGAAAUGCAAUCGACGCAGACCAUGCAAUCAAUGCACGUUUCGAAAGAUACCCGAGCAAUGCAUUUUCAGGGCCGACAAAGCUCCACCCAACGGCGUAAACCAGGCGCGAUCUGCCCGUGGUCUCAAGCCUCAUCUGGAGGAAGAGCCACCCAAUGUAAACGCUGUUCCAACCACAAAAGGUACACAUCUUCACAGUGGCUAUUUGGCAGAUGUGGGUGCGGCCAACCCUUUGCAACUGCGGAAUGGUGUGGAAGAUCAAAUGAUACACCAGACCUAUUCUAUCUUAGACCCACAGAGCAAUGUUCAGCACGUUUAUUGUGGUCUCCUAGGGCAAAUACCACCGGCUAAUAUCACACAAGAGCUUCUGAAAUUCUUCUUCGAAGAUCUUUACUGGGGUGCAAUGACUGUCGAUGAAAAUCGUGUUCUGAGUAUGUACGAAAAAUGGAGAAUGGUCCCUCCUGAACACCGUCUCAGGCAGUGUGAAAAUAGACUGCAACGAGAGUUGCAAUGUUUUACUGCACUGCUCUUCCAGAUGCUCGCACAGGCACUUUAUGCCCUACCAUUGAACCAUGUUGCCGCAAUUACCUUGGGACUUGCCAACCAAGAAGACCUUGAUCGCUUGUCUGAAACAUAUCAUAUCAACGGAAACCGGCUGGUUCAGCUGAUAGGUCGACAUCAACCUACCAUGUGCUCUGUUGAACACGACCUUCUUGCCUUUUGCUGGCUCAAGAAUGCUGGUCGAUAUUCUGAAGCAUGGUACCGUUUGGGCGGUGCAGUCAGGCAAGCACAGCAAUUAGGACUGCAUCGACUUCUACAGAACGUUCGCCAGUGUCCCGAGAGCACUCUCGAGUCAAAUCUCCUCAAGAUCUGGGAUCUUGAGCAUCAAAAACGGCUUUGGGCGAGGCUGUUUGUCUUGGACAGUGCUGUUUCCCUGGUCCUUGAGAAGCCCCGGUUCCUCCAUCGAGAAGAUUGUCUUGUCUCUGUGCCGCUCGAUUGUGAAUAUCCAAGAGAUCCAGCUAGGACCAUUCCAGUACCGAAUGAGGGUGGAAAGGCCGCGAAGACGUCGCUUUCACUUACCCUGGCUCACAGAAUGCACGACAUCAUCUCUCUAUCGGCUGGCAAAUCUCUGUGUCCAGAUUACUCCAGAGUAAUGCAUCUUCACACGGAGGUAUGUACUCUUCGAGACAACCUGCUCUCUUCGUGGGAAAUCGACCCUGACAGGGUUUCCUCAAAUAUGAGUAUCUGCCAGCUCGAUCUGAAACGUCUCCUCUCUCUAAAACAAUUUGAAAUGGUCCUAUUUAGUCUGCACAAACCAUACAUUAAAACCCAGUCUUCAAGUUAUAUGGCGGCGGUCAAUGCCGCGUUGCGACAUUUGGAUCUACAAUAUGCGAUCUUUGAGGCCAUACCUUUACUGCAGAGAAGAGCCCAUGACAAUCCUUUCUACAUCAUUGAUAUCUCAAUAUUCAUUACCGGCUUAUCAGACGAGGGAGCCCUCACAGGUGCUUUAGAGCAGGAUCUUCACAGAAAGCUUACUUUACAAGCAAUAGAACGACUUGUCGCCAUCAAGAGACUGAAUCCGGCCGCUGCCUCAAGUGAGAAGAUGUUGCGACAGUUCUGCCAGAAAUUCCCUCGACAGGUACAACCGUCUUCCUGGGAACUCUGGCCUGCAAACUUGUCAGAUAGCGCCGGAUGCCUGGGUCCUGGAGGUAUAUCCUCACCCCGAGACUUCUCUGAGCAAUUUCCUUAUUUCCCCCAUACCAGUUACUUCGAGUGUGCAAUGGAAAAUGUUCUAGAGCCCGCACAUGCUCUUGGAGACCUCUGUUUAGACUGGUUGGAUACUAACCAAGAGACAUUCCACUGUCGGUAUAACCAACAGUGA